Ornithorhynchus anatinus (platypus) is the source of this 2292-nucleotide messenger RNA. RefSeq names its product aurora kinase A (gene AURKA). Gene Ontology annotation, molecular function: ATP binding; protein kinase activity. NCBI's taxonomy places the organism in Eukaryota, Metazoa, Chordata, Mammalia, Monotremata, Ornithorhynchidae. Gene Ontology annotation, biological process: protein phosphorylation; centrosome cycle; regulation of cytokinesis. The record is from RefSeq and is a predicted model, not a curated record. Gene Ontology annotation, cellular component: chromosome passenger complex; spindle microtubule; spindle pole centrosome. The transcript has 9 exons. Bases 378 to 1694 code for a protein of 438 amino acids.
UUCAACGACCACGAUUGCCCGGGGCUUUUGUGGGAUUAGGCACCGCUGCUAACUCGGCCCUCCUCUGAGAAUAAUGCGAUUUAAAUGUCCCCAGUGCAGUGCCGAGGACUCGGGAAUUCUACAGAAGCUAGACACAAGAGUUGGGUUUUUUUUUCUGUGCCCACAAGGAGCUUCCAUUACUAUAGAUUAAGAGUGGGGAAGGCAAGCAAUGACUGGCUCAUUUUCACCUGAGCGCUUAGGAAGGUUUCCCCCUUGUAUUCUUUCCUAGUGCUAUGCACACAGCACUGAUUAAGGCCUAGUGACUGUAAGAAUGGCUCUAAUUUUACAGAGAGGAGAAAGGGAGGGAUUGGGAAGCAGAGUGGCCUAGUUGAUAGAGCAUGGUCCCGGGGGCAGAAGGUCCUGCUUUUGAAUCCUGGCCACUGGUUUGCUCUGUGACCUUGGGCAACAUGGAAAGAGUUGUAAAGGAAAAGACCCAUGGAAUAGCAGGCUCUAGAAUUAAGACCGCAGUUUCACUCGGGGAUGGUCCAAAACGUGUUCCGAUUGCUCAGCCCUCUCAGAACCGGUUACCUGGAAGUGGGGGCCAAGCACAGCGCGUCUUAUGUCCCUCAAAUCUCGCACAGCGAGUUCCUUCACAGGCCCCAAAGCCAGUAUCCAGUCAGAAGGUAGCAUCCGGUCAGAAACCAGUCCCGAACCAGCAGUCGCAGGCCCCCCCAUCUCAUCCAGCACCAAGGCCCCAGCCUACAACCCCAAACAAGGACCAGGCUCAGCCCCCGACAUCCGCAAACAUUCCUGAAAAGAGAGAAGUACCUAGCCAGAAAGAGGCACCUUGCCAGAAGAAUGAAGAAUCCAAAAAACGGCAGUGGUCAUUGGAUGACUUUGAUAUCGGUCGCCCUCUGGGAAAAGGGAAAUUUGGAAAUGUUUACUUGGCCAGGGAGAAACAAAGCAAAUUUAUCCUGGCAUUGAAGGUGCUAUUUAAAGGCCAACUGGAGAAAGCAGGAGUCGAACAUCAGCUGCGACGAGAAGUCGAAAUCCAGUCUCAUCUUAGGCAUCCAAAUAUUCUCAGAUUAUAUGGGUAUUUCCACGAUGCCACCCGGGUUUACUUGAUUCUAGAAUAUGCACCUCGUGGAGAAGUAUACAGAGAACUUCAGAAAUUUUCUAAGUUUGAUGAACAGAGAACUGCUACUUAUAUCACGGAGUUGGCUGAUGCCCUAUCGUACUGCCACUCGAAAAAAGUGAUUCACCGAGAUAUUAAGCCUGAAAAUCUGUUGCUUGGAUCAGAUGGUGAACUGAAGAUUGCUGACUUUGGAUGGUCUGUGCACGCCCCCUCAUCUAGGAGGACAACUCUGUGUGGCACUCUUGACUACUUGCCUCCUGAGAUGAUUGAAGGACGAAUGCAUGAUGAGAAGGUGGAUCUCUGGAGUCUUGGAGUCCUGUGUUAUGAAUUUUUAGUGGGCAAACCUCCCUUUGAGGCAGAAACCUACCAAGAAACUUACAGGAGCAUUUCAAAGGUUGAAUAUAAAUUUCCUGGCUUCGUAACGGAUGGAGCUAAGGAUCUUAUCUCAAAACUCCUGAAGCAUAACCCAUACCAGAGGCUAACUUUAAAGGAAGUGCUCGAACACCCGUGGAUCACAGCAAACUCGUCGAAAGCACCGAACAGCCUAAAGAGCCAAGAGUCCACCAGCACGAAAUCCUAGAUCCUUAGGUUGAGGAGACCUGUCUGGACCAUGAGUACUGUGUAAUCAAGUAGAACAUGCUGCUGAAACUAGUCUUGACCAAAAGACUUCGGUCUAAGGAGGUGUUUAAAUCCAUUUGUUUCCAAACUGAACUGUCAGUAUUUUAAGUCCUCAACAUUUGUAAUUCAGGAAACUCGACUCUUAUUUAAAUGUCCAGUUCUGAAGUACAAGGCAGUUCAAGAAUUGGAAGGCAACUCCAUUCAAGAAGCCCCGCUGCCUCGAUGGCUCUCGGAACUGCAGGGCGAGCGUAUAAUAUAGUGGAGUUGCCAAAGAGCCUGUGGUGCCCGGUAGAAGACACAGCAUAGUGAGUUGCUAAAGAGGUAGGACUACUGGAGUCUUCUGAUCUGACCUCUGAAAGGACAGUGCAAUAACAAAGGUGAAGUGCAUGGGUGUCUUAACUUAUAGGGCUGCUAAGGAUGUCAGAAUAAAUGUGAUGUGGUCUGAAUCGGAGUGAAACUUGAUCUGUCUGAACACUGAUUUCCCUCUGUGCUCUUUUCUGCUAUUGUUUGAAUGAAAAUUGUCCUACCAGUGUAUAAAAUAAAGAUUUGUUUGUACUUUU